This is a messenger RNA of Rhagoletis pomonella (apple maggot), 488 nucleotides long. RefSeq names its product PI-actitoxin-Afv2b-like. Bases 65 to 337 code for a protein of 90 amino acids. The transcript is spliced from 2 exons. Gene Ontology annotation, molecular function: serine-type endopeptidase inhibitor activity. The record is from RefSeq and is a predicted model, not a curated record. NCBI's taxonomy places the organism in Eukaryota, Metazoa, Arthropoda, Insecta, Diptera, Tephritidae.
AAAAGUUAUCAGUAACUGAAAUUACUUCGAUUCUAUACCAAGUGACACUUUUAAAUCAUUCAAAAUGAAGUGCGUUGUUUACUUAUUAGCACUGACACUCGCUUUUCUGUUUUUUGAACAAACUCUGGCCCAGUGCCCGAAUGCACCACGGAUCCGUAGCUGUAGAGCUGCAGUGGAUAGCGGUAGUGGAGGUCCAGGAUGCAUACCUGGUGUAAGGUGGUACUACAACCGGCAAAGUAGAAGUUGCAUCAGCUUCCGUUAUAUUGGCUGUGGUGGCAAUGCGAACCGUUACUGUUCACUUGCAGCCUGUCAAAAAAGAUGUGUACCACGUCCAUAGGACUAUUAGUGGCGAGUUAUGUAUUGAACUUGUUUUUACAAGUAUAUUCGCAUAUAUAGAUAAAUACAUGUUCUUGUUUAUAUACACCAGAAUAGUGAAAGAUAUAAUCAGUUUGCAGAAAUAAACCCGUUUGAAUCUUUAUUUAAUUUAA